AUCUGAUUCGUGCACGAGUCGCUCCUCGCUGCUCGCACGGCUCGCGGGCUCUGGAGCGGAGGAGAACAAACACAGGAGAAACAGAGAGAAAACGGGAGAAAACGGGAGGAAAAGAGGACUUUAAAACGACGGGAGGACUACAGAGGACGGAGGAGGGAUAUGCGGAGGGACGGGAGGAGUUAAUGCGUGUUUUUGUGGUUUUUAACUCCUUUUUUUUGUUUGCAAACAAACGAGAGGACCAACUGAGAACAGACAACUCAACACGGAGAGUGAGACCCAGCGAGUUUCAGCGGACGGUAACGGGGACCGUUUUUACAGUUUUACACCGCAAGUUUGAGUUAAGAAGAAGCGGGCAGUUGUUUUUUUGAGCAGUUUUGUGUGUGUUUGUGUGGUUUUUGGUGUGUAAAAAGGAGUGUAAGGAUAAUAACCGACCCUGCGCUGCGUCUCUCUGAACUGAACUGACUCGUUUGUAACGUUAGUGUUUUGCUGUUUUUGCUGUUUUAAAAGCUUUAAACUGCUACAAAAAAUCGGUUUUACGGUGUUUUGAGGCUGAGCAGAAGCUCAGUAGAUAGUUUAGCUGUAGGAUAACUAACGUUAACGUUAACCUGACGUUACACGCGAUGAAGAAGAGGAAAGUGUAACUACUGAUUCAAUUUCAAUCAAACGCGUUUGGAUUAACUGACGAGCUGCUGCUGCUGGAGGAGGAGAGACAGCAGAGAAGAAGUACGAGAUCUUCAUAUAUUCUUCACUUCAUUCCUAUGGACCACCUGAAGAAAUCCACUAUUUUUCGCUGCUGUGAUUUUUAAGUUCAGCGCACCUUCUCUGGAUCUCAGGCCUGGUGCCGAGCUGCCAAACCCGGAGUGCUUAGCUUGCUCUGCCCGCCAUGGAGGAGUGGAGGCAGUGCGGCCGCUGGCUCAUAGACUGCAAGGUUUUGCCCCCCAACCACCGGGUCGUCUGGCCCUCUGCGGUGGUCUUCGACCUGGCCCAGGCGCUUCGAGAUGGAGUGCUCUUGUGCCAAAUGCUUCACAACUUGUCCCCUGGAUCCGUGGACUUGAAGCAGAUCAACUUCAGACCCCAGAUGUCACAGUUCCUGUGUCUGAAGAAUAUCCGCACAUUCCUCAAGGUGUGCCAUGACAAGUUUGGGCUGAGGAACAGCGAGCUUUUCGAUCCCUUCGACCUGUUUGACGUUAGGGACUUCGGCAAGGUGAUCUCCGCCCUGUCCAGAAUCUCCCACAACAGCAUCGCUCAGAUCAAAGGCAUCAGGCCGUUUCCAUCAGAGGACACUGCUCUGAAUGAAGAUGAUGUCUACCGAAGCUUGGAGGAGCUGGCAGAUGAACAUGACGUGGGUGAAGAUGACAUCUAUGACUGUGUGCCGUGUGAAGAUGAAGGAGAUGAUAUCUACGAGGACAUCAUUAAGGUGGAAGUUAGGCAGCCCAUGAAAAUGGGCAUGACUGAGGAUGACAAGAGGAACUGCUGCUUGGUGGAGAUCCAGGAGACGGAGGCGAAGUACUACAAGACACUGGAGGACAUUGAGAAGAGUUACAUGAUUCCCCUGAAGCAAGUUUUAACUCCGCAGGAGAUGGAAGCCAUCUUUGUUAAUCUAGAGGACAUCAUCAAAGUCCAUUUUGCCCUACUGAGAGCCAUUGACCUGAACAUGGUGAGCGGCGGCAACGGCCUCGGGAAGAUCUUCCUAGACUUCAAGGAGAGGCUCCUGAUCUACGGUCAGUACUGCAGUCAUAUGGAGCACGCCCAGAAGACCCUGGAGGAGCUCAUCGUCGCACGAGAGGAUGUGAAGAGCAAAGUGGAGGAGUGCACCAUGAAGGUUCAGGAGGGGAAAUUCAAACUCCAGGAUCUGCUGGUGGUUCCAAUGCAGAGGGUCCUGAAAUACCACUUGCUACUAAAGGAGUUAGUGAGUCACUCGACAGACCGACCAGAGAGACAGCAGCUAAAGGAGGCCCUGGAAGCCAUGCAGGACCUUGCCAUGUACAUCAAUGAAGUCAAAAGGGACAACGAGACCUUGAAGAAAAUAAGUGAAUUCCAGAGCUCGAUAGAAAAUCUGCAAGUGAAACUGGAGGAGUAUGGGAGGCCAAAGAUAGACGGAGAACUGAAAGUCUGCUCUAUACUUAACCGGACCAAACAAGAUAGGUAUAUCUUCCUGUUUGAUAAAGUAGUAAUCGUGUGCAAGAGAAAAGGCUACAACUAUGAGCUCAAGGAGAUAAUUGAGCUCCAGCUUUACAAGAUGUCUGACGACCCCAUGAACAACAGAGACAUGAAAAAGGCCAGUGGAAAAAUGUGGUCCUAUGGCUUCUACCUGAUCCACUUGCAGGGCAAGCAAGGCUUCCAGUUCUUCUGUAAGACAGAAGACACUAAGAGAAAGUGGAUGGAGCAGUUUGAGAUGGCCAUGUCAAACAUCAAGCCAGAACGAGCUACAGCCAACCAGCACAAUUUCCAGAUGCACACUUUUGAGAAGAACACCAACUGCAGGGCCUGUAAGAUGCUGCUGAGGGGGAUCUUCUACCAAGGAUACUACUGUUCACGAUGUGGGGCCGGAGCCCAUAAGGAGUGUUUGGAGGUCAUCACCAUCUGUAAAAUCAGUCCUCAUGAUUUGGAGCCUGGACUUCCACCGUCAGGUCCAAAGAUGGUAGCCAUCAGGAACUACCAUGGUAAUCCAGCCCCACCAGGCAAAAGCCCCCUCUCCUUCCAGACAGGGGACGUCAUAGAGCUGCUAAAGGGAGACCCAGACACUUCGUGGUGGGAGGGAAGGCUCAUUCAGACCCUGAAGACUGGCUAUUUUCCCAGCUCCUGUGUGAAGCCAUGUAUAGACCCUAAGCCUUUCCUAUCUUGUCCAAGCCGCCAGGCCUCAAGAGAGAUGGAUUAUUGUGUUUAUCCGUGGUUUGCGGGAAACAUGGAACGGCAGCAAGCCGAUAAUCUCCUGAAGUCUCACAGUAGUGGCACGUACCUUAUUAGAGAACGAACUGCAGAAGCCGAGCGCUUCGCCAUCAGCAUCAAGUUUAAUGAUGAAGUUAAACACAUCAAAGUUAUAGAGAAAGACAACUGGAUUCACAUUACAGAGGCCAAAAAGUUUGAAAGCCUACUGGAGCUGGUUGAGUAUUAUCAGUCUCACUCACUGAAAGAGAGCUUUAAGCUGUUGGACACGACGUUACGAUACCCUUACAAGUCCAGAGAGCGCUCCAAUUCUCGUGCUAGUACACGAUCUCCAGCAGCCUCCUGUGCUUCCUACAACUUCUCCUUCCUCAGUCCUCAGGGCCUCAACUUCUCUUCUCAAAGCUCUGCCCCCUUCUGGUCAGUUUUCACGCCCCGGGUGGUCAGCACGGCAGUGGCCAGGUAUAACUUUGCUGCUCGAGACAUGAGGGAGCUGUCUUUGAGAGAAGGGGACAUCGUCAAAAUCUACAGCAAGAUCGGAGGAGACCAGGGCUGGUGGAAAGGAGAGGCAAACGGAAGGAUUGGCUGGUUCCCCUCGACGUACGUUGAAGAGGAAGGCGUGCAGUGAGGCUGUGAUGGCAUGGUUUUUCUACAAUCAGAUCACCCUCCCGUCCACGGACCUCCAACAGAGGACUAAUGGGUUCUGUGGAAACACAUUGUGGAAUACUUUUUUUUUUUUUUUUUUUUUUACACCGUGAAUAUUUGUUUUCCGAUUUCUUUGUUCAGUAUGUCCGAAUCUGCUUUUCCCUUCUCUUUUUCUUUGGAUCUUGUGAUCUCUGUGAAGAAAACUGGAUGGAUUCUUUCCCGUUCCUUUUUAAGGGGCUGCUGGAGAAAAUGUGAACAGUCCAGAGUCUACAACUUUGCCUUGGACACGCCAAACCUUCAGCUUUUUUUUUUUUUUUUUGUAAAGAUAGUUAUAAAGAUUUCUGUGGCCAACAGAUAGAGCUGAGGGUGGGCCUGUAUAGAUAAUUUAUUCCAGAGAAGUAUCUAUUAAAAAAAUGAGUGAUGGAAGUUUAUUGUUAAGAAAGUAGAAGGAACAAGGAGAAGAUGCACUUUUGCGUUCCUUUACAGAGAGAACUUGCCUUAGUGCUUAUACCAAUGCCUUGGGGGCUGAAAUGGGGCACUGGUGGAAACGUGCUACAUGGAAAUUUCUGCACACAUGCACACACACACACACACACACACACACACACAAACAAACAUGAACACACCUCUGCCCUGUACAGAAUAAAUGGUGCCUUUGAAGUGCAAUCCCUGUCCUCAGACCACUCAUACAGGUGCUUUCUGACCCCGGAGUCAGACGAAAAGACAGACAGCCCUUCAGGCAACAGGACAGCUGAGACGCCCUGAUUGGCUGAAAUCAGACAACCCAAACAAAUCUGCUCUAACACAAGAGAGGACAGUCGUCCGGAAGCACUGGAACUAUCGCCAAAUAAACGUGUACCGUAUCAGUACCCAGAACCGAGUCUGGACAAUGAAGACUGUCCUCAUAUGACCAUAAGAGGAGCAGCAGGCAGAACUGACACCAACACUAAAUCUGUAGAGCCUGAUCACAGAUACUGGUGUCCAACUGCUUACAGGAAGAAAUGACUGACAGGCUAAAUCAAGGGCAAAUUCAACAGUAUACAGUAUAUUGCCAAACACAUUUGUUUGUUAAAUAUUCACAGAAAUUUAAAUCACAUCAUUAACACACUGGUUGAUAUAAUAAUUAUCAUUUGCAGUUUACACUAUAUGCCUAAACGUUUGUGGACACCCCUUCUUAUAAUGCCUUCAGCAUUGCAUAGAUGUUUAAACGCACACAGUCCAAUGUCCAACUGCCUGUAGGCCUGGCACAAUAUCUGUUUUCUUUUUGCAAUAUAUUACUGCAGAAAAAUAAAGAAUACACUGAUUUUUUGCUUCACAAAUAUAAAAGUCCAUAUGACUUAUGCACAAUGAGUAAAAUAAAGCAACAGGUCUAACUGCCAACAGAAUAGGACUCUAAAGCAUAUAUGUGAACAUGAAUCUACUAAUCAACUUUUAACUGAAACUACCAAACAAGUUGGACAUCUGAGGUAAAUGGAAAAACAGCAAAAAAAAAAAAAAAACUUAAUUUAGCUGUGGAGCAGUGGACCUGUGGGAUUGGAAUGAUAGUGCUCCAUCCAAUACUUUGGGAUAAGGUGCAGUAGAGAUUAUCUAAUAUGACCUCAUUAACACCUAAAUACUGUUCCUGAGUGCAAACAAAUCCUCACAGCAACACUCCCAGGACAGUAAAGACAGUUACUCCAAAUAAAUCAACAAAAACACUUAUCCUCUGAUAUCAGAAGAAACAAUGAAUAUAUGAAGCAGGUGUCCCAUUACUUUUGUCCAUAUAGUGUAUCAUUGUACAGUAUCUUGCCUUAUUGAUUGGUUGACACACGGUGCUGCAGUGGUAUGUUUUUAAUCUCUGGGUUCACGGUAGGAUUCUCAAUGCAGCUGCUGCCAGUUUGGAACCCCUGCUGUACCCGCGAACCUCAGCCAUCAAGUGCACUUUAUCUGUUAAAUGGGAUCUGAGAUCAGACAGGUUUUAAGAGGGAAAAAAAGGUUUAUCAGAAGAUUUGAGUUUUUAUGGACUGACUGUUCUUCUGACUGUGUCAAAACCUGAGCACCAUCUCUUGGACUCCUAAUCCUCAAGCAACUAAUGGUCUUUGUUUCUUCUGGUGGAGAAGAAGAGGUUCACCACUCUGUCUCUUCACUCUUACACCAGGGGUGUCCUUCCUCCUACAGCCUGUCAAUACUCUAUAAAUACCUGCAAACUCAUUCCUAGGUGCACUGAUGUUGGUCCUCCAUGUAAUCUACUGAAAACUGUUACAUGUUGCUGUGGUCCAUCAACAAAGACUGACCAUAUUUCACACAGAAGCGUAAAAAUGGACGGUGUCUGUCUGUUCAAUAAGAAACAUUCACUGGUCAGCUUGAGGCUGGGUGGAGUUCUUAACAGUGGUGGAGGAGAAGAUCUCUGCUUUCAGCCUGGGCUGUCCAAUGGGAUUUGUUGCUGUUUGUGUAGUGGACAGAAAUCCAUUGCAUGUGGUCAUAGAUAUUAUAACUCUUGUCGAUGAUCCAAAAAAAAUUGAAAUUGUGUACUUUUUUUGAAUGGUCAAUUAUUUCCAAACUGAGGUCUAUAAUGAAAUAAAUAUUUCUUCUUUUAUGUAA
This is a messenger RNA of Astyanax mexicanus (Mexican tetra), 6108 nucleotides long. RefSeq names its product vav 2 guanine nucleotide exchange factor (gene vav2). The transcript has 30 exons. Gene Ontology annotation, cellular component: cytoplasm. Gene Ontology annotation, biological process: cell migration; regulation of GTPase activity; intracellular signal transduction. Gene Ontology annotation, molecular function: guanyl-nucleotide exchange factor activity; protein binding. The record is from RefSeq and is a predicted model, not a curated record. The coding region runs from base 884 to 3511 and encodes 875 amino acids. Lineage: Eukaryota; Metazoa; Chordata; Actinopteri; Characiformes; Acestrorhamphidae.